Molecule: messenger RNA, 1608 nt
Organism: Cryptotermes secundus
Lineage: Eukaryota; Metazoa; Arthropoda; Insecta; Blattodea; Kalotermitidae
Gene: mRpS5
Product: 28S ribosomal protein S5, mitochondrial
Exons: 12
Coding region: 45-1379 (444 amino acids)
Biological process (GO): translation
Cellular component (GO): ribosome
Molecular function (GO): structural constituent of ribosome; RNA binding
Source: RefSeq, a predicted model, not a curated record
CGUAUGGUGAUCUACGCCAUCUACGUUCUGCGCAAAUAAGAAAUAUGGCAGUAUAUAUGCUGAGGUUGAGUAAAGUAAUUGGCGAAUCGGUUUGGGGACAGCAAUUAACGAAAGAUGUGCUAAAUUCUUCACAGAGAAUAUCAAAUAAGGUCAUUGCAUGUAAUAAUGUUCCAGUAUACACACCUAUUACCAUAAGUCAUAGGAACACAAGUUUCUUCAAUAAGUUAUCAGCUGAAGCACUAUGGAAGGGGGUAACAAGUGUCAGCAAUGCCGGCAGGAAACGUGGUCGAGGAAAAGGUGUUGGGAAGAAGAUGGCCAAAAAUCUCAACAGAGGACAGGUCAUAGGCGUUGGCAGAGAUAACAUCAUAUGGCCUGGCUUGACUGUGCCAGUGUUACGAGGCAGAGAGCUGGUACAGCAGCAAAAAUUGCCAGAAGAUCCAGAACGUGAGAAGAAGCUAAUAAAAUUGCGGGACGAUAUGGGCAAUUUCCGGCCUCUCAAAUUAAGUCCUAUAGAACGGGGCUGGUCAGGAGUAAAGAUGCCCGGUAGGAGUAUUGGUCCACCAGAUCCAGUUGGGGAAGAAACAUUUGAUGGUUUUGAUACAAGAGUGUUAGAGCUGAAAAGUGUAUUCAAUAUGAAAGGAAACUUGGGACGAAAGCGACAGAUAAGCGCAUUUGUGGUGACAGGAAACAAGAAUGGGUCAGCUGGAAUUGCACUUGGCAAAGCAGUGGAAUCCAAAGCAGCUCUUCGGAAAGCAAAGAACCGUGCAGGCCAAAAGAUGGUGUACAUAGAAAUAUUUAACAAUCAUACGGUUUAUCACAGUUUUUUCUGCCAGUUUGGAAAGACAAAAAUCUUUGUUACCAAGAAACCAGAAGGUUAUGGUUUGGUAUGUCAUCGAGCAAUCAGGACUGCAUGUGAAGUAAUUGGUAUAAAAGAUCUCUAUGCAAAGAUUGAGGGCUCCACUAACCUGCAGCACAUUAUCAAGGCAUUCUUCAUUGGGCUACUUCAGCAGAAAACACACCAAAUGCUAGCAGAGGAGAAGAAGUUGCAUGUUGUUGAGUUUAGAAAGGAGAAUGAUUACUUCCCCACUGUUGUGGCAUCUCCGCCAACCUGUCGUACUCAGGAGGAGAUCAAACCAAAUGAAGUCAUGGACUAUACACAGUAUGCACUGGGGGAUCGUGUAUUUCUCAAGAAGAAGAAAGAACCUCCAUUUUUUACAAAGCUACCAUCAUGGGAAAACUACCUCAAGAAGUCACAGUACACAAGAAACAGAGACAAGGUUAAAGUUACUUUGCUGGCUGAAUAUGGUAAAGUCCAGAGUUUCUAUGCUGAAAAAUAUCCUGAGUGUGUACAUGGAUAUAGAGAACCAGAAGAGACAUAAGCAGAGUGAUAGCAUCCAACCUUACAGGUUAUGUCUGUGUAGUCUGGGAGGUGGGUAUCAGCAUUUCAGACAAACAUACUGCCUUACAGUGUGUUCCUUCAAAACCGUUGUACCCACCCAUGAGAUAACACAGCAGAAGAGCACAAUGAAAUACCUUACUGUGCUUGCAGCAGUUUGUAUAAUAGAGAUGGCAAAAAUUACAAUAAAAAUGCAUGACUAAUGAAACUUU